Astrephomene gubernaculifera is the source of this 686-nucleotide messenger RNA. The record is from the annotation of a GenBank genome assembly. Lineage: Eukaryota; Viridiplantae; Chlorophyta; Chlorophyceae; Chlamydomonadales; Astrephomenaceae.
GGCGAAUUGUAGGUCAAGAAGCCUUGGUCCGUAAUAUUAGCGUAUGCUAACGUAUAUAGGCGACAUAGGUCCUUACACUGCCUUUGACGACAAAUUCCUUAAAACAUCCGAAAGCAAGGCCAAGCGGAGAUGGACGCUGUAAUUCAUAUAUCCGCUAGGUGCUAACGCUUUAUGAACAACAUAAUAUGGUGAAUCAAUUCUCCUCGAACGACCCAGCAGCUCAGUGGGAUGUUCUGUCCCGAGGCGGGCAAGGGACACCGCUGUCAGUUCCUGACCUGGUAAAGCGGUAUCGCACGCUCAAGAAGGACUUCCUUGCACGGCAGAAGGAGGAAAAUGAAAACGUGCUUGCUUCAAACCUGGCCGCAGUGGAAGCCUUCGCGACUGCCCGCCUGCAGGGCCUCGCAGGACCGGGGCCGGGGGCGGGAGGAGGCGCCGCCACUGGGGGGGCUCCUGCUCCCCAGGCCUCAGGCGCUCCUGCUCCCUCCCUCCACCAACAGCAGCACCAGCAGCAGCAGCAGGCGCAUGGGGGGCAACAGCAGCAGCAGCAGGCGGAGGAGCUCAGGUCGCUUCCCAUUCCCCGCAUGGGGCCCCUGGAUGCGGCGCCUGCUCCCCCCCUCCCUCCCUCCACCCUGGGCGGCCGGCUGCUGCCGCUGUCCACCCGCACUGUCAACAUCACAUGCAGGCUG